AUGGACGGGACAAACAAAAAAAAUUUGGAAAAAGUUGAUACUCGUGGAAAAGAAGUGAAAAUUUUAACAAUCCCUGCAGGAACAACAGGUCAAAUACAACCCCUUGAUGUUUACGGGUUUAGACCUUGGAAAAACUUCGUUAAACAUUUUUCCGAUUCAGUAAUCCUUUAUGACUUUGAGGUGAAUUUGCAUUUGAGAAAUAACAUCUUGAAACUGCAGUCUGUAACACACAACCAGUUAUCAUCUCCAAGAUUUAUUAACCUCUUUAAGUAUGGAUGGUACAAAAGUGGUUACAUUUUGGAAAAACCGCCUAAAUGCGAUACACCUGUUGCUUAUUGCUUCAAAAGCUGCGACACCGUUUGUCAUUAUUGUGGAGACAAUGCUUUUUUUAGAUGUGCCUGGUGUACCAAAUUUAUGUGUUUUGAACACUUUUUCGACCCAAGAAACGAAAGUUCUCCUCAUUAUUGUCAAAAUUAUGAGCAAUAAUUUAAAAACUGACAA
This is a messenger RNA of Leptopilina heterotoma, 501 nucleotides long. RefSeq lists its product as uncharacterized. Bases 1 to 486 code for a protein of 161 amino acids. NCBI's taxonomy places the organism in Eukaryota, Metazoa, Arthropoda, Insecta, Hymenoptera, Figitidae. The record is from RefSeq and is a predicted model, not a curated record. The transcript has a single exon.